CCGGCCGCCGGUGCAGAGGGAGGGGGUGCCCAGAGAGGGGGUUCGGCCCCUCCUGCGGGAGAGAGGGAAUCUGCUGAGCUUGCCCAGACCCUAAAUCCCUGUUUGUUCCGCUUGUGGCUUUUCUUAAAAGGCCGGGAUUGGGGACAGGACAGGGAUGGGGACCCGGCGGGACACGGGGACCCUCCCGGUGGUGGCUGCGCCCCGACGCCUGGGUUCGCUGCCGGUGCCGCUCGGGGGAGGCGCGAGGCCCGGCUGUGCUGAGCGCGGCACAUUCCCGGCUGGGGGGGGAGGCCGAGACGUGGCCCCCGCCGCCACCACCACCACCACCACCGCCACCAGCUCCCACCAGCGCUGGGGUCCAGCACAGGGUCCGGCGCAGCGGUGCGAGCCCGGCCGCCGGCAUGGCCGCGGGGUGCCGGCCCGCGCCCCCCUGGACCUACCGCCGCAUCGCCGGGGAAUACGCGUACCUGGAGAAGCGCUUCGUGGCGGAGCUGGCCCCCCCCUGGCCCCCGGCACCCCCCGUUCCCCCCCGGCGCCUGCAGGACUUCGCCACCCCACCCCCCCUGGGCCGGGAGACCCGGGCCCGGGCACCCCCCCACCCGCUGCCCCCCGGGACAGCCUGAGGGGACGGGGGGCAGCGGACCCCGGGGCCGGCACCCGCCGUGUGCCCCCCGUCCCCCGCUGCCAGGAGGGGGUAGGCUGGGCCCCCCCAGCUACGAGGCCCCAUAUGCAGCGGGUGCAGGCGGCCCACACCCGCCGUGGGGGGCCACCCCCCUACAUCUCGCCCCCCGCCUACGACGCUCCCCACCGCACCCUGCAGCUCCGGCCCCCCUGGGGACCGCGUAGCCCCCCGCCGGCACCCCGCGGCCGUGGGGCCGUGCUGGGGGGCUGGAGCCACACGCUGCCCCGGGCGGCCACCGAGGCCGGGCACCGACGGCCCCGUGGGAUGCAGCCGGCCCCGGGGGGGCCCGGCACCCCCCGCCACAGCCAGACGCUGCCCCGGGCAGCAACCGGCCGGGAACGGGUCCCAGGACGCGGCAGGGGGCGGCGGGGGACGGGGGGGCACGUACUUAUCGACGCCACCCGUGUGGUGGUCCGGGCCCAGUACGUCCCCCCGCCGCAGCGGCAGCAGGUCCGCUACGCGGGGGGGUCCCCAGGGCCCGCUGCCCCCCUAUGCAGCAGCCCUCCUGCGGCCCCCGGGGCUGUCACCCCACCAGCAGCACCCUCACCCCCCCGAGACCCCCCCGGCAGCCCCCGCAGUCCCUGGCGGAGCCCGGGUGGCUGUGGGGGUCCCCGGGGCCGGCCCCCCCCGCGGCGGCCGGUGCUGUACGCCCAGGCGUUACGCGAGGCCGUGUCCCGCAUCCGACGGCACACGGCUCCCGACUCCGACUCGGAGGCGGAGGGGGGCGCGGGGGGGCCCCGGUGGCGGCACUGCCGCGACGCCCGCGCCUACAGCAGCAGCAGCAGCAGCCUGGAGAGCACCGGGGCCCCCCCGGGGGCCACCAGCCCCCCCCCGGGCCUGAAGGGUGGGGCCUGUGGGGGUGUGGUGCCCGCAGGGCGGGGCUUGGUGGGAUGUGACGGGCUGGUGCAGGGCGGGACCAUCCUGUCCCUUUCCCUGUCCCUGUCCCUGCGCCGGCCCCGGUGCUGCGACAGCAGCUAUUUCCAGCGCCCGGGCGUAUUUGUACAAGCCGGGGAGGUCUGCACCCUGCAGCUGGGCGCCCGCCCCGCUCCCGGGGUGCCCCUGCCCGCCCGGGGGUCGCGGCUGCCCGAGGUGCCCGGCGGUCACUGGCACUCAGGAAAAGCUGAGUAA
This is a messenger RNA of Aquila chrysaetos chrysaetos, 1810 nucleotides long. Its product is annotated as basic proline-rich protein-like. The record is from RefSeq and is a predicted model, not a curated record. Lineage: Eukaryota; Metazoa; Chordata; Aves; Accipitriformes; Accipitridae.